CCGAUUGGAAGAAAUUUCGUUUUUUUCCGUAAUUAUUGCGGGGCGUCACACACCACCAAUCCACCGUGCACCAUGCUCCCCUCCGGCCUCGCAGUCGCUCCGCCUCCCAUAAGCCUCCACGCCGCCGCCUCCCGCACGGGCCGACAGCGGUAUGCACCCGUCGACCGGCGUGCUUCGAUGGGCCGGAGCAAUCCGCCGCGGCCCACCCGCGCCGCGUGGUGGCGGACCCGACGCCGCGAAGGCGUCCCUCCCCUCCCCUCCCCGCCGACUGGUACGACACCGCCGCAGUCAUCGUCGCCGGCGGCCGGAGCAGCUAGGUUCGGUGGUAGAGAGAGGAGGAAGGGAGAGAAGAGGGGAAAGAGCCUGAGGAGGAGGAGGCCUCGGUAGGCAUCCCUAACGCCAAAGGGGGAGGAGGCGACGAGGCCUUCCGCCAAGUGAAGUCAUCCGAGGAGCCAUCCGCCGCCCGGAAAAGUCCGGUGGCGAAGAAGCCGAGCCGGCCGCAUGGGGGGAGUGGGGGGCCCCAACCGGCGUGUUCCCCGCCGACAUCUCCCCGCCCGCGGCCGCGAAUCAUGUUGCUCUCUCCCUGUCACUUCACAACACGCGGAGGCAGCAGCGGCCGGUGGUGCGGGGCUGCGGGCUUCGUCUCGGCGGGACGGACGGCAGCGGCUGGGUAGCGUCGCGAGCUUGGACCCCCCGGCGGCGGCGGCGUGGGGAGGGCGGUGAGAUCGAGUCCUGCGACGUCGGGGUCGGGCUGUGGCUGGGAAAGUGCGACGAGAACGAGCACGCCCGGUGGCGGUUACUGGAGGAGCACGUCGAGGUCGGGCCCUUGGCGGCGGCAAGGUCAAGCCUUGGCUUCCUGUAAUCAAAGGUGCCUCAUUGUACUUGAUAAUGUGUGGACUGUAUCAACAUGGAAUGUUGUUAGACAUGCUUUACAAGAGGAUUGCUGUAGUAGAAUAGUAGUAACAACAGAAAUUAACGAUGUGGCUCAGGCAUGGAGUUUUUACAAGUCUCAACAUAAUGCAUCUCACGUGAUCAAGAAGCAUAUUUUGAAGAUGGAACCGCUUAAUGACGAUUUCUCAAGAGAUUUACUUGUUAGUAGAGUUUUUGGUGAUAAAGACAAAUGUCCUGAAGAACUCAAUGAAGUUUCAUAUGAGAUAGCACGAAAAUGUGGCGGUUUGCCACUAGCAACUAUCGCUGCAGCCAGUCUUUUAUUGAGUCGGCCAGACAAACCAGAUGAAUGGAUCUAUGUACAGAAGUCGUUGAUUCCAGAUUUGAGGAUACAACCUACUUCCGAAGGAAUGGCACAACUACUGAACAAUAGCUUCAACAAUCUUCCUCAUCAUUUGAAAGCAUGCAUGCUGUAUCUGAGUAUAUAUAAAGAGGAUCACAUAAUCAAUCCGGACGAUCUGGUUAAGCAAUGGGUAGCUGAAGAUUUUGUAAGUGCGACGGAAGGGAAAAGUUUGGAUGAAGCUGCAAGGAAUCAUUUUUAUGAGCUUGUCCAUAGGGGAAUACUUGAAACUGAACAUAUCAGCUGUAGUGAUGAGGUUGUAUCUUGCACAGUGCAUGACAUGGUUCUUAACUUUAUCAAACGCAAGGCAAUGGAAGAGAAUUUUGUCACUGCAAUUGAUCAUUCUCAGUCUGGUAUAAGACUAGCAGACAAAGUUCGACGACUCUCUCUCCAUUUCGGAUAUUCAAAAGAUGCAAAGGCACCAGCAUGUAUUAGAUUGUCACAACUACGAUCACUUGUGUUUUCUGGAUUUUGGAAGUGCGGGCCUUCCAUUUCGGAGUUUCAUCUUCUUCGAGUUCUAUUCCUUCAUGGUAAACAUGGCGAAUUUCUUGACCUCACUAGAAUUCGUGAACUGUUUCUACUGACUUAUUUGCAGAUUGAAGGUAAUGUUUGCAUAGACUUACCAUCAGAGCUCCAAGGACUGAAGUAUCUCAGGACUCUGCAUAUUGGUGCAAUGGUGACCUUUUUGAGAUCAGAAGUUGUUCAUCUUCCGCCGUUGCUGCACUUCAGACUUCCACCCAAUCUAGGGUACUUUGUUGACGCAGGGAGUGUACAGAGUAUUGAAGAACUGACCAAUUUGCAGGAUCUUCAACUCGCAUGUCCUCAGAUAGCCACUUCUGACCAUAUUAAGCACAACAUGAAACUGUUGGGUUCAAUUAUUGGGAUACUUAAGAGCCUCAAAUCUCUAACAGUUGUUCCUGUCUGCUUCUCUGAAGAUUCUAAUGAUAACGAAAAUUCAAGCAUUGCCAUUUUCUUGGAUUUCUUAGAUAAAGUUCCCCCCCCUUGUAGCCUUCUGCAGAGGCUUGAGUUGUUUCCACGUGUUUGCGUCUUCCAUAGACUUCCCAGUUGGAUCAUAACUAUUGAGAAACUCUGUAUUUUGAAAGUAGCAGUCAUGGAACUCCUGAGGAAAGACAUUGAGACUCUCUCAAUGCUGAAUGCCCUCACUGUUUUCUCACUGUAUGUCCGGACAACCCCUGCAGAACCUAUCAUAUUUGACAAGUCAGGAUUCCAUGUUUUGAAGUACUUCAAAUUCAAGUGUAGUACUGUAUCAAGUCUGAGAUUUGAUGAAGGAGCUAUGCCCAACCUCCAAAGGUUAAAGAUGGAAUUCAAUGGUAGCACAGUGGAGCAAUACAACCUUGAAAAUGUGGGCUUCAAGCACUUGUCAGGUGUCAAGGUCAGCGCAAAAAUUUGCAUUGCCGGUACUAGUGAAGCUAACAGAAUGGCUAUAGCCUCUGUACUGAACAAUGCCAUCAGGCAAAAUACAAGAAUAUCAAGUGUAAUCAUACGGUUCAUCAACAGGGUUAUAAAAGAUCUUCCGAUUGUCCCCACCCCUCACACGGAUCAUAUGCAUGAAAAUCUGAGGCUGGAUAAGAGUGUCAGGUCCUGGCCUACCCAGUGCGAUGGCUGCAAGGAGCUUGGUGCCGGCCACAGGUUCAAGUGCGAGCAAUGCAACUCCAAGGUGUACUAUGAUAUGUGCUGCGCAACAGCGCCUCACACCCUGAAACACCCUCUGUUCCCAGGCUCCGUUUUUCGGUUCCUCCGAAAGCCUCUGGCCUCUGAAUGCGGUAGGGCCUGUGAUGCAUGUGGUGACCUCAUGCACGGCUUCGUCUACCACUGCUUUGAGCGUGGCCUCGACCUCCACCCACGCUGUGCGAGGCUGCCUGUUCGCACUGCAAACGUAAAGGGCUAUGUCAUGGAGCUUCGCAGGGUGUCGGCUUGCAGCAGAUGUUGCAUUUGCAUGUGUGGCAAGGAGGGUUAUCGCAACAAGUUUUGGUCCUACCGCUCCAGUCAGGAAGGCCAGGACAUUAACGUGCAUAUGGCGUGUUUAAAAGACUUGGCAUCAAAAUCACAUGAAACCCUAACUAAACUGUAUGAGAUCCUAAUGGGUGAAUCACAGUGGACGCCAACAGAGGUUUUAGGCGAAGAUACAUCCGACCAAUUAGUUGUCAGCAGUGCGGAGGAUGGUGAUCGUACGCCACUGAGACAAGAUGAAAUUACAGAGGAGUUUCAGCACAAGGAUGAAGUAUGUAAUGUUCUAGAGCAUGGACGGGAGGAACUCCGGAAGAAAGAAACCGAUACCAGGUCUGUAGCCUCUCCGCUGGUGUCAGCAAAGUGGCCAACCACAGCAUACACCUACGUGCAAUCCAUCCUGGUGCCUGCACCAGAGCUUUUUCUUUUUAUGAAGGAGCAGCCACGAUUAACAUGAAAGACAACUGAGCAGGAAUCGGCUGAAUAUCUACUUGGUGGCCUCAUCAUCCUUAUUGGCCAUGUAUGCCAGCACGUACUGCUUUCAGUGAGAAUUCCAGUAUUUUGCUAACGUGCAUAGAAAGGUGAUGCAAACUUGUAAAGUGAAUGUCAGACCCAGAAGAAGAAUAAGAUGAAAAUAGAUAUCUAGUGUAGCUGCAAAGCAAACAAAAUAUUGAGUCAAAAUUGAACUGAACUGAUCAUAGCAGCGGGAAAGGUGGGCAGCAGUCUCACCAAUGGGACAGUUGAAGACAGAUUCCGAUGGUGUAUACUAGCAAAUUGGCAGGCAGCCAUGGUGCCACUUCAGCAGCUGCUGGAAGAAGACAGGGCGCAGGAGUCGCCACACCAGUACUACUCUCACAUGCAUGUUGGAUUGUGUGCCCAUCGCUGCUGGUGAGCUCACAAUGGGGAAUUUUGGGAGUGAGGGAAAGGAAUAGUUAGAGAAGAGAGGUAACUGUUAGCUGUUUCAUCCAUGUCAUCAUUUUUUUUGGUAAAGGAAGCUUUUAUUAAUCUCAGUCGAUUACAUCAAGCUGAUAGAACCAUACUAAAAAAAACUCCCGGCCUCUGCAUAACUAGGAUGCACAUAGCCAAAACACACACACACCCACAAAAGAGUUUGUAACAAGUGAAGGAAAGUAGUAAAAUCUAGGGAGCACCAAUCUUCAGCCUAGACCGCCAUCCAUGUCCUUGAGUAAAACACUCCCUGACCACCUACUCCAAGCGUUGACAUGCCGCUGCAACCAAAUCUUGUGAAUCAGGCUUCUGAAGGAUAGCCCAUGUACGAAGGAAGUGGAUAGUUUAAAAAAUAACCUAUAAAGGAGAAGAGAUGUCAUAUCAUUCCCGCAAAACCAUAAUGACCAACAAAUAGUGGUUACCCUUAACAGGAUAAGCGACUUAAGGUCUUUCCUAAUUCCCCGUAGCCAAUUACCAGACAUAUUGGAUACACCACGAGGCGGGAAAAGCCCUGUAGCCACUUGUAUAGUGCACCACACAAAACGGGCAAAUCUGCAUUCAUAAAACAAAUGUAAUAUUGUCUCAUCUGUGUGACAAAAGGAACAAUUCUUACUUCCUUGCCAAUUGCGCUUGGCCAGGUUAGCCCUUGUCAAAACUAUCCCACGACGUAAAUACCUUAGGAAGAUCAUGACUUUAAGUGGUAUUUUUACUUUCCAAAUUACUUUAUUUAUGUUGGGCACAUCUGAAUGUACCAAGGCAAGAUAAUGUGACUUAACUGAAAACUCUCCAUUCUGGAUUAAAUUCUAGUGGAACUUAUCUCGGUCCUGAGUAAGCGCUAGAUUUGCCAUUCGUGGAACAUGGUUAUUCCAUGCCACUAAUUUUGGCUCAAUAAGAUCCCUUCGCCAAGAUACAUUCGGAGGGUAGUUUUGUAGCACAUUUGCUAUAGUAUCCUGUUUAUUGUAUAGGCAAGGGUAUUGUUCUCACAGUGGUGCUUCUCUCAUAAUGAAUUUGCCAAAACGUAGAAAAUCACGCUUGACCUUCAUAAGGCUGGCCUAGAAGUAUGAGUCCCUAGCUUUCCACUCGACUUGUGACAUAGGUUUUGAGCCCAAGUACUUGUUACGAAUCAAUUGUUGCCAUACACCAUCCAUCGUGAGUAGCUUAAAUAACCACUUGCUAGGAAGGGCAAUGUUUUUCAUAUAUAAAUCAUGAAUUCCUAAAUCCCCUUUGUUCUUUGGGUCGGCACAUAAUACUCCACUUCAUCAAAUGACACUUUUUCUUUUGAUCAUCACACUGCCAAUAGAAUCUAGAGCGAAAACAAUAAAGUUUCUUGAGUACACCUCUCGAUAUUGCGAAGAAAAACAUCAUAUACAGGGGAAGACUACUAAGCACUGAGUUUAUCAAUGUUAAACGUCUUCCCGUGGAAAGUAGUUUCCCUUUCCAGCUACCAAGUCUCUUCUCAUAGCGUUCUUCUACCCAUUUCCAAUCAUUAUUUCUUAGUUUCCUAUAAUGAAUAGGAAAGUAGCAUAACGGGAAUUCGCCAGAAGAACAACCAAAGAGUUUGGUAUAUUGGUCUUCCAUGGUUCGAGCAUCACCAAAAUAGAACAAUUCACUCUUAUGGAAGUUAAUCUUGAGACCUGAGAGAUGCUCAAAAGCACAAAGCAAAAGCUUCAUGUUACGAGCCUUCUCAAGGUCAUGCUUCAUAAAACGAAUGGUAUCGUCAGCGUAUUGUAGAAUGGAAAUGCCAUCAUCCACUAGAUGAGGGACUACUCCACAAAUUUGUCCAUCUACUUUGGCUCAAUUGAUUAGAGUGACCAGCAUAUUAGCUACAAUAUUAAAAAACAUUGGCGAAAGAGGAUCACCUUGUCGAAGGCCCUUUUUUGUUUGGAGGAAAUGUCUGAUGUCAUCAUUCACUUCUAUUGAUACAUUUCCACCCAAAACAAAAGACUCGAUCCAAGAAAUCCACUUGGUUGGAUAUUGAGAUUUCAUACGAAAUCCAAAUCAAAAUUUGAUCCUUUCAUACGAAGUCCUUGUCAUCAAUUGUAUCACCUUAGUUGCCAUGUGGACUCAAAAUAACCUCAAACCAGCUCGAGGGAUUAAAGGUGUUCGGUUUUGAUAGUUUGAGGACAUAGUUUACCUGGUUUCAAAGAUGAGGGAUGGCAACUAGACUAACCGAAUAGUUUAAGAGUUUAGGGAUGGAAAUUAUACGUUGAUGUAGCACAAUUAUCGGAGGAACUUCUUCGGUGUGCUGAUAUGUAGAUAUAGCACAAAAUGUUGUAGGAACGACUUUAAUGUGGUACUCCCUCCGUUUCAUAUUGUAAGACAUUCUAGCAUUGCCCACAUUCAUAUAGAUGUUAAUGAAUCUAGACAUAUUUAAUAUCUAUGUGAAUGUGGUCAAUGCUAGAAAGUCUUACAUUUUGAAACGGAGGAAGUAGUAGAUAAUGCCCUAAGGCAGCCCGAAUCCACGGACAACAAGAGCUUAGUCCAAAGCUCCAAAGAAGAUCUAAUCCAUGUUCUGUAAUAGGAACAUCUAGUUCUAUUGAUAAGGUGGUAAGCAAAAGUAAGUUCCAAACUAGAGGCCAUUGCCUCUAUUUAAAGGCUACAAAGCCAUCUACAACUCGAUACAACUAUAUGACAACCUGAUGACAUCCUAAUUGACAACUAGGAUGCUACUCAAAACAACUCAUCUAUUACUCAAUGACACUUAGAACACAACUCAUUGGACAUACAAGUAUUUUCUAGUGAUAUAAUGACAUAUGCAAUAUCAUAAUUAUUCUUGAGUUUUCAUGAAGUAUGUACUAUAGAUUCAAAACUCAAAUUUUGACUUCUUGUUCUUAGUAGAGAAAAUCCAAUUCUACUUGUAACACCUAUACUUUAUGAAUUGGUCAGGUGAUGUUCCUCAUCACGUUCUCUUGAGUAUACCACUUCACUAAAAACUAUAUAUGUACAAGUUUGCAAUUAAUAAGAAAAAAAUCAUUUUACUCCCUCGAACUAUUUAGCCGGAGGAUUUAACCCCGUAAACUAUUUUUCAGUCAUUUUACAUCAUAAAACUAUUGAAAACAUUUCACUAUAGAUGAUAAGAGAAUCUACUCAGUACCACUGAGUUCGAUACACUUCAACAAUAUGCCACUGACUUUGUUGAUAUCAAUAAUAUGCCAUCGCCUUUUCCUUAACCUCUACGAUUUACCAUCGCCAUCUACAGCCUGUUAGUUUGCGUUGGAGAAAAGACAAGUAUGCCCUUAGUGAAGAUCAGCAGCACUGAGACCAUACCGUGCAAGGUACCGAGAGUUAUAAUAACUAUAAAGAGAACAUACAACGGUACUAAACAUAUGAAAAAUAUCUUUAUUUAAGCAGCAUGAUUAUAAAUAAUUAUGAGCACAUAUUUUAAGUAUUUUGAUUAUGAACAAAUAUCUCCAAGGCUACAGGAGGGGGUAGAGCUUUGAUUUGCCGUGACUGUUGAGGAGCGGUUGAGGGAUUGCACUGACGACAGUAGUAGCUCUCCAACAGGGCCAGGGCCACCAUGUCCCCUUGCAUGCAAUGCCGGCACUGACGACGGCGGCGGCACCAGCAGUAGCUCCAGCAGGGGCGUCGACGUCGUGUCCCCUUGUUUGCGACGGCAACGCUGAUGACGAUGGCAGCACCACCAGCAGCCCUCCAACAGGGGCGCCGUCUCCCGUCGGAUGUGACGAUGGUGGCUAGACCACCGCUGACUUGUGCUACGGAUGGUGGCACUGGGUCCCGAAGGUCGGGUCGGCGCUAGGGAUGGCGACGUUGGCGAGGCGUGGCGCUGUGGCGGCACUGGGAAGGGUGGUGAUGCGGCGCUGGGAGAUGCGAUGCUGGGAAAAAAGGGGCCCUGGGCCAUGCUAGGGUUAGAUGAUUCAAAGGGUAUUUUGGUCAUAACUAAGAAAAUUAACAAUACAAACGGCGCGACGAUGGCAAAUCAUAGAGGUUAAGGAUAAUGCGAUGGCAUAUUAUGGAUAUCAACAAAUUCGGUGGCUUAUUGUUGAAGUGUGUUGAACUCAGUGGUACUUUGUAGAUUCUCUCGACCUAUAUAUAUAAAUGGUAUUUUGCAUUGAAUUUGAUAGGACUGAUAGAUGCAUUACGUCUUACCUCAGCAUUUUCUUUAGAACUUUCAUCAUUGUUUACAAGGUUGGAAGCACCUAAAACUAACUUAAACAUCAAAAUUUAAAUGUUCAAGCAAACAAUCAUGAAAAAAAUUGAAAAUAUUAUGGAACUUAGAUAAUGAUGCCAUCUAUGGCUUUAAAAAAUUUUAGCUUAAAAUAAGACUUGUAAAAAAUAAAAAAAAGAUAAAAAAUGUACCCCCCAUCUCAAAAUAUAGUGACAUAGUACUGUAUUAGACACAACUUAGUACUAUGAAUCUGGAAAAAAGAGUAUUAAGCAGUAUAAUGAACCAUAGUUAAUAGUUUCAGUUGUAACAUGAGCUAAAAAUUGUUUAGGGGUUUAAGUGACCCAAUCAAAUUGUUAGAGUGAAUGAAAUGGACAUUUUAAAUGAAUAGUAAAAUAAAACGAAAAUUGAACCCGCAAAAUUUAUUUAAAAUUCUAUACUAGAAAAUUUUAAGCAUAAUAAGAAAGGGAUGCUUCACAGUAAAAAAAAAAAAUUGAUGUGUUGGCCAUAUGCGGAUACACAGCUUGAGAACUGGUGCACUAAUCUGUCUUAUUUGUACAUCUAAGUUGAAUUGUUGCU
This is a messenger RNA of Oryza sativa Japonica Group (Japanese rice), 8906 nucleotides long. Its product is annotated as disease resistance protein RGA5-like. NCBI's taxonomy places the organism in Eukaryota, Viridiplantae, Streptophyta, Magnoliopsida, Poales, Poaceae. Gene Ontology annotation, molecular function: ADP binding. Gene Ontology annotation, biological process: defense response to other organism. The record is from RefSeq and is a predicted model, not a curated record.